UCGUCUGCAAGUGGAAAGUACAGCUUUUGAAAUAAUUAAUAGUCACAUGCCUCGGAAAGUACUUUUUUUUCCGGGGUAGUCGAGUGGAUAUGAUUGUCGCGGUUACACAAUGAACUGACCAAGAAGACGAAGUCGGUGGCGUGGGAUGUUCGCCAAGAAAGUGACACGUUCUCUCAGUUGCUACAUGUCCAGCUGAGCUGGGACCGCACUGCAGGAAAAAAAAGUUCAAGGCCAACACCCGAACCCAACCUGGAGAGUUUAUUACUCAAAGGCAAAACCCCAAGCUAGCUCAGUUUUGUGCUCUGCUCCGAAUCGGACACUGGUUUUCCUCUUCCGCUUUCUUUAAUGUUCGGAAAGUCCCGGGGCAUUUUCUGAAACCACAAAGAUCAUAUCCGCCCAACUUUGUAGUCUCUUUGCUAAUGUGUUCACGUGAUGAAAAGUUGCUCUUUAAAACAAUAUGGAAGUUUUGAGUCCAAAUUAUAAAUAAUAGACAGUGUUUUGGAAAGUUAGUGUACUGAUAGAGAUUGGCUGGCUAACCAGCGUGAGGUUUACUUAUACUUCAGAAUUUUUAUUAUUAAGUGUGAAACACGCGGAAGUUAUGUUUAAAUUGCUGGAUUUGCAAGCAUUUGUUUUAACAUUAGAUUUAGAGAGCGGUAACAUUGUCGGCUGGUCUGUACAAUAUUCUGCACCUGAUGCUGAGUAAAUUUCCUGGUGAAACUGAAUCAAAGCCACUUCCUCUUUCUCAACAAGUAGGUUGGAAGGCCGGCGACAAGGCGAGAACUGUUAUAGUUGUUGGACAAUACGGUCUGUCACUGAAGAAUGGAAGGCAAAACAAUCCUGCUGCCCCAUUCCACACUCAGUCUUGAAUUGCAGCGGAGACUUGACAAGGAUCCUAAGCUUCACCAGGGGGACGAAAGCAAAAAGAUCACGGCAGCUGAAAUUGUUUUGGGAGAGAGUGCCUCAGGAACACCAAAUGAACCAUUUCAGUUGCUGCAAAAUGUGAAUGAGUUUGGAGCUGAGGGGAAUGCAACGUUUAUCACAGAAAGCAUGAGUGUAACUACAGCUGAUGAAGAGAAGCUGCUGCUGCUCAACAGGAACACUGAACUGAGACGCAUGAACAAAGAGCUGAUGAAACUCAACCAAGACUGGGAUCAGAUCUAUUGUGCAACCACGACUGGACUUCAGCAAAGAGUGGCAACCCUCCAAAUGGAAAUUUCUGACACUAAUCAGCAUGCCAAUGCACUUUCCAAGAAACUGGACAAUGAGCAGCACAAAAGAGAGUAUUACGAGCAGUCAUUAAUCCAAGAGAUGAAGAAAAAUCAACAGCUCCAAGAAUAUGUGAGACAAUUGGAAAAUAAAUUACACAACAUGAAACAGACUGUCCAACCAACCUCGAAAGAUGAACCAUGGAGACAAAUUCUACACAAUGAGAAAUCAAAUGACAUCUAUCCGCAGUCACAAACAGAACAUAAAGACAUAAUACCCUCCUCACCAAAACGUGUUCAAAUCUCUGAGAAGCCAAGGGACCACAGUCAGUGCCGACUGACAAAGGUAGAAACAGCCCGACAUGCAAUCAGCAAUGGAGUGUCUCAAAAGGAGUGUAAAGAGCUUCAGGACCAAAUGCUUGCUCUCGUCUGUCAGACAAAGCUUUAUGAAUCCGAUUAUAAGACAGAACGCAAAGACCGACAGCGCACACAAGCUGAAAAUGAGAAGCUGAGGAAGAAAACAGAGGAAAUGUGUUUUCAAAUGAACCUUCUUCAACAGCAGCUCAAGGUUUACGAGGAUGAUUUCAAAAGGGAAAGAUCUGAUAAGGAAAUUCUACAGCGUCUUCUAAAAAAUAAAUCAGAAAGUAAAGAGCCGGUUCUGAUUCACCGGUGCAACAACACUCACCAGAAAUCAGAGGCGAGGAGAAUACAAUGUGGGAAGCACUGUGUGGAACGACAUACUGAAUGUUCAACACACCAUAGAUGCAGAGGUGCAGAAAUUCAGGCAGACACAUACUCCAUAGGUUAUCGUUAAAAGAAAAUGCUGAAAUUGGAAAGGCAUUAUCAAAAGUACAUUCAAUACUGCGGAGGACUUGCCAUGCUAGUGUCUUUAUUCAGAAAUGAAGCAAGAAAACCUAGAAUCAUAAUGCAUGUUAAUGUUAUGUCAAUGUUAUGUCUGAUAGCUUCAUGACCUCGAUAGGACAGCAUCUUAAACAUGUGAACACAUUAACACAUUUAUAUAAAAUGCUGUCGUGUCUCAUUUUAUAAAUGGGUUCAUAUGCUGUAAUUAAAAUAGCAAACAGAUGUGUUUUACACAAACACAAUUUAUUACUAACAUCAAUGCAUAAUGUAUUUUUUAAUUCAGGACUUAAUUCUGUGUUUAUUUUUACUUGUGUAAUGUAUAUCUAAAUGAUGUUUUGCCUUUUCAUUGGGUACAAGUGCUCAAUAACUACCACUCGAGUGGGAAGAAAGAUCGCUUUCUUGCUUAAACUGAUACUACCAUUUAGAUAUAUGUUAAUAUUACAGGUAGGUUAGUAUUGUUCACUUUGAACCAGUAAAAUAAAUUUGGUACUUCUGAUUUAUUUUGAA
Stegostoma tigrinum is the source of this 2573-nucleotide messenger RNA. Its product is annotated as TNFAIP3-interacting protein 3. The transcript has 7 exons. The coding region runs from base 820 to 2019 and encodes 399 amino acids. NCBI's taxonomy places the organism in Eukaryota, Metazoa, Chordata, Chondrichthyes, Orectolobiformes, Stegostomatidae. The record is from RefSeq and is a predicted model, not a curated record. Gene Ontology annotation, biological process: cellular response to lipopolysaccharide; regulation of transcription by RNA polymerase II.